Messenger RNA from Alnus glutinosa, 2558 nucleotides. Its product is annotated as acetyl-coenzyme A carboxylase carboxyl transferase subunit alpha, chloroplastic-like. The coding region runs from base 252 to 2456 and encodes 734 amino acids. Gene Ontology annotation, biological process: fatty acid biosynthetic process. The record is from RefSeq and is a predicted model, not a curated record. Gene Ontology annotation, molecular function: carboxyl- or carbamoyltransferase activity; acetyl-CoA carboxylase activity. Lineage: Eukaryota; Viridiplantae; Streptophyta; Magnoliopsida; Fagales; Betulaceae. The transcript is spliced from 11 exons. Gene Ontology annotation, cellular component: acetyl-CoA carboxylase complex.
CGUAGAACACAUAAUGCUUUAUUUUGAAGGCAACUCUCCCAAAUGACUCGGAGUACGUGCACCAGGAAAUGCCAUAGUUUGCUUUUUCAUCUGGGAUGUUAUUGCUGAGCUUCUUCGCCCUCUCCUGAGUCCUGAAGCCUUCACGCCCGCAUAGUAAAGUUUUUGUAGGGAUGUAAUGGCAGGAAUGCAGCCCGGGUGAAGAGGCAUUGCUGUAUUAACUCUGAUAUCUGCACAGAGAUUUCUAUGUUGAAAUGGCUACCUUGUCAAUAUUAACUGUAAAGUGUGGAGGACAAAGAGAAGGCAGAAAUCAAGGCUUUGAAUCCAGGUCACAUGUGUAUUUUUGCAAGGACUUUUUCACUUGCUAUUUAUUUAAAACUUCAUUUAGAGGAGAAAACAGAAAUUGGUCGAAGGCUUUUGAAAGUUCUAUGAUUAGAAGAAGAAAUGGGUUUUGUGUCAUUGCAAAAGUCAGAAAGGGAAAGAAUCAUGAUUAUCCAUGGCCAGAAGAUAUUGAUCCAAAUAUCACCAGUGGUCACUUGACUUACCUGUCUCACUUCAAGCCUCUAACUGAGAAACCAAAACCAGUCACACUUCCUUUCGAAAAGCCAUUGGUUGAUCUAGAGAAAAAGAUUAUUGAGGUACGUAGGAUGGCUGAUGAAACUGGUCUAGAUUUUAGUGAUCAAAUUGGUGCUUUGGAAAGCAAGUAUCAACAGGCUCUCAGAGACUUAUAUGCACAUUUGACACCUAUCCAACGCCUAUCUAUUGCUCGACAUCCCAACAGACCAACAGUUCUUGACUAUAUAUUGGAUAUCACAGAGAAGUGGGUGGAACUCCAUGGAGAUCGUGCAGGCUAUGAUGACCCUGCCAUUGUGACUGGUAUUGGCAGCAUGGAUGGUAAGAGUUACAUGUUUAUAGGCCAUCAGAAAGGUAGGAACACAAAGGAGAACAUUGCACGCAACUUCGCAAUGCCAACUCCUCAUGGUUAUCGGAAGGCUUUGCGUAUGAUGAAAUAUGCUGAUCAUCAUGGUUUUCCUAUUAUAACAUUUGUUGACACUCCUGGGGCCUUUGCUGAUCUCAAAUCUGAGGAACUUGGCCAAGGUGAAGCAAUAGCCCAAAACUUAAGGACAAUGUUUGGCCUCAAAGUGCCCAUAGUAACAGUUGUAACAGGUGAAGGUGGUUCAGGUGGAGCUCUUGCCAUUGCUUGUGCCAAUAAAUUGUUUAUGCUAGAGAACUCUGCUUUCUAUGUUGCAAGUCCUGAAGCAUGUGCCGCAAUAUUAUGGAAAUCUUCCCAAGCAGCUCCUAAGGCAGCUGAAAGACUCAGGAUAACAGCCAAAGAACAUUACAGGCUCAAAAUUGCUGAUGGUAUAAUUCCUGAGCCUCUUGGCGGUGCACAUAAAGAUCCUCUAUGGACUUCCCAACAAAUUAAGCUUGCAAUCACCCAGGCCAUGAAGGAAUUGGCAAAUAUGGAUAAGAAAGAGUUGCUCAACCACCGUAGACUCAAAUUCCGGUCAAUUGGAGGUUUCCAAGAAGGCAUUCCUGUGGAGCCAGAGAGGAAACGCAACAUGAAGCCAUCAGACAACAACAUGCCUAAGACUGCUGAUAUGGUGACAGAGCUUGAGAAUCUAAAGAAUAUUCUUGAGCCAGGACCAUCCAAUUCAACUGCCAUUCAAGCAAUUGAAAAACUCAAGCAAGAUGUAAACCACGAGAUUAGCAGAGCAUUCAUUUCGAUGGGAUUGCAAGAAAAGUUUGAAUCGAUUAAGGCAGAGUUAUCUAAAGCCCCAAAUCCUCCUGAUCAGGCCCCUGAUCGUAAUGUAAAGGAGGACAUGUAUGAAAUAAUGCAGGAAUUUAAACAGAACUUGUUGCAGCCGGGGGCCUACCUUGGGUUAAAGUACAAGCUUGCAAAGUUAAGAUUGGUUAGCAGGUUCAUUGAGAUUACAGAGAAAAGUAAGAAACUAAAGGCAGAGAUUAAUCAGAAAAUACCACUUGAUAUCAAAGCAAAGAUGGAAGUUCUGAAGAAUGCUCAGGAAAAAUUAUCCAAAGGGGAUUCCAUAAACAAAGAUUUAGCAGAGGAAGUGGAGAGAGCAAAGAAAGAGAUAGAGGAGGUUCUUAAGUCAGCUAACUUGGAUAUUGUUGGGGUGACUAAGAGAAAGAUGGUUAGUUCAUCUCUAGAUUUAAGAAAGAAGAUAGUGGAAUUGAACAAAGAGAUUCAGGAGGAGAUUGAGAGAGUAAUAGAUGAAGCUGGUCUUAGGAGCAAACUUAAGGAGUUGAAGGCGGAGAUAGCAAAAGGCUCAACUUCAAAAGGUGUUGAAAAAUUGCAAGCAGAGAUAAAGGAGGGGAUUCUUGCUGCUUUGGAUGUCAGUGUCUUGAAGGAAAAGGUUGACAAUCUGAGAGUGGAGUUGGCAUCCUCCACAGGAAGAGCUACUGAAGGUAAGGUUGGUGCCGAAAAUGGCAAAUGCUGAAAGAACUUGCUUUGUUACAAAAAGAUAGCUAUAGGACAUGAUGAUACAUCUUCUUGUAUUCAAAUUAUGUAUUACAGAACAAUGAUAAGAUGUUAUCUAGUA